ACUCUGGGCGUUAGGGAUGAAGUAGUCUUCAGGUUGCAGAUUGUUUGCAGUUGCAGUGGACGACUGGAGCAGCAGCACACGUGUUACAAUGGACAGAGAAGCAGAAGGAGAUGCGACUCAGCCUCCAGCACACCACAAAGACAGUGACAGGAUCGACCACUACGGCUUUGAAAGGGGUCAUGACUUUGAGUCCUAUAAAGAGAUGAUGAAUGAGUACGUGGCUGUCCUCAACAGAAGGUCAAUGAGGUGGUCCAAGCUCCUCCAAGACAAACCAAACAUGGAUAAGAACCUGACUGUGAAAAGAUAUGUGCGUAAAGGUGUACCUAAUGAGCACCGAGCCAGGAUUUGGAUGGCAGCGAGUGGUGCUCAGGAACAAAUGGAGAGUAAGCCAGGUUAUUACCAGUCUUUAUUAGCGAUGGAGCAUGAUGCCAAGCUGAAGGAGACCAUUCACACAGAUAUGCACCGGACCUUUCCUGACAACAUCCUCUUCAAGAGCCGAGUGGAGGAGGGCCUGCAGAAGGAUUUGUUCAAUGUGCUGCUGGCAUACGGACACCACAACCAGGCCGUUGGCUACUGUCAGGGGAUGAACUUUAUUGCAGGCUACCUCAUCAUCAUCACUAAAGAUGAGGAGAAAUCCUUUUGGCUUAUGGAUGCGUUGCUGGGCAGAAUACUUCCAGACUACUACAGCCCAGCCAUGCUGGGUUUUAAGACGGACCAGGAGGUUCUGGGGGAGCUGGUCAAGGCCAGAGCCCCUGCAGUGGGCCAGCUCAUGGCCCAGUAUCCAGGCAUAUGGACACUGGUGGUGUCACGCUGGUUCAUCUGCCUCUACAUCGACAUCCUCCCAAUAGAGACAGUUCUGAGGAUCUGGGACUGCCUUUUCUACGAGGGCUCCAAGGUUCUUUUCCGAGUUGCUCUGACUCUCAUCCUCCACCACCAGACGGAGAUCCUGAGAGCACGCUCACUGCCUGACGUGUGCGAGUGCUUUAAGCAGAUGACAUGUGGAUCUUUCACUCUCGACUGCCAUACCUUCAUGCAGAAAAUAUUCACAGAACCUGGGAGCUUGUCAAUGACGACUAUUGAUAAACUGAGAGAGAAAUGCAGAAGACAAAUCCUGGAGGAGGAAUCGAGACAACCAUGAAGUUUAGUAUCUUCUUUUUUUUUACCAGUAGAAAUUAUAAAACAAUCUGUGCAAACCUGAGUGAGCACCAGGAGCAUCUGAAAGGGAUAAAACAGUCCUGCCUGCUGCUGAUUUUUUUUUAGCAGAGCUUUUAGUUGAUUUCUGAUACUCUAAGUAACAUAGAUUUAUUACAAUGACAUUCAGCAGCCUGGGGAUAGACUUUCUGAGUCUUUUUUUUUUUGUCUUCUUGUCAGAAAAACUUUUCUGCUUUUCAUAAAAUGACGUUUAUUUUGUUAUUUGAAAAAAGUAUCAGAACCCCUGAUUUUAUUUUAGUCAUUGUAUUAUAACCACAUGGACAUUAAAAUAUUCAGAUUUAUUUUGUUACCAUGAUGAUUUUUGGUGUUUGUCUCUAGAGGUGAACUGAAGUAAAAUUGUGCAGCUCGACUUCGGUGAGAAGACUUUAUAUGUUUCAGCUGUUAUUGAAAACUGAAGAGAGCACCUGUGGUGUCUGAUUUAGCUGACUUUGAAAGAAAGAAAGUGAAUUUGCAAUAAACGUUUGUGUUACAUGAGCGGCUUUAAGCUAGAAACACCUUUCGCCACAUUGAAAAAAAAAAUCCAUCUCAGUAAAUCAACCUGCUGAUUUCUGAACUCAGACAAGCUGUGUUUAACUCUUUAGGUCCAGUUACAAACACGACUUCCACUAAGAGCUGCUGAUUGCAUUCUUUGCUGACUUUAAUUAACAUCAAAUAAUGGAGGCUCAAAAACUCAUUUUAAAGGCCUGAUUCUACUAGAC
Girardinichthys multiradiatus is the source of this 1910-nucleotide messenger RNA. Its product is annotated as growth hormone-regulated TBC protein 1-A-like. Lineage: Eukaryota; Metazoa; Chordata; Actinopteri; Cyprinodontiformes; Goodeidae. The coding region runs from base 89 to 1138 and encodes 349 amino acids. The record is from RefSeq and is a predicted model, not a curated record. The transcript is spliced from 8 exons.